This is a messenger RNA of Arabis nemorensis, 1626 nucleotides long. The record is from the annotation of a GenBank genome assembly. Lineage: Eukaryota; Viridiplantae; Streptophyta; Magnoliopsida; Brassicales; Brassicaceae.
AUGUCACUCAUUUCCUUCGUUCCAACUUGUCUUGAUCUUACCUUCUUCGUGAUCAUCUUCUCCGGUUUCGUUUUCCUUCUCAUCCGAUGGACUUCGAAGACGAAGAAACGUUUAAACCUUCCUCCAGGUCCGCAUGGUUGGCCGGUGGUCGGAAACCUAUUCCAAUUCGCUCGCUCCGGUAAACCGUUUUUCGAAUACGCAGAAGAAUUAAAGAAAACAUACGGUCCGAUUUUCACACUGAGAAUGGGUACUCGAACAAUGAUCAUCAUCUCCGACGCAAAUCUAGUCCACGAAGCUUUAAUCCAGCGAGGAGCUCUGUUCGCUUCUCGACCCGCCGAGAAUCCGACCCGAACAAUCUUCAGCUGCGAUAAAUUCACCGUAAACGCCGCCAAAUACGGUCCGGUUUGGAGAUCUCUAAGAAGAAACAUGGUUCAGAACAUGCUUAGCUCGACCCGGCUCAAAGAAUUCGGGUCGGUUAGAAAAUCCGCCAUGGAUAAACUCAUCGAGAGGAUCAAAUCGGAAUCUGAACAACACGACGGGUUAAUCUGGGUUCUCAAAAACGCAAGAUUCGCUGCGUUUUGUAUUUUGUUGGAGAUGUGUUUCGGAAUCGAAAUGAAUGAAGAAUCGAUCGAGAAAAUGGAUGAGAUUUUGAAAACUGUGUUGAUGACUGUAGAUCCACGAAUCGACGAUUACCUUCCGAUUCUCGCUCCGUUCUUCUCUAAAGAAAGAAAACGAGCUCUCCAAGUCCGCCGUGAGCAAGUCGAUUUCGUCGUCGGAUUCAUCGAGAGACGAAAGAGAGCGAUUCAAAACCCAGGAUCCGAUAAAACGGCGUCGUUUUUCUCUUACUUAGAUACGCUUUUUGACUUAAAAGUAGAAGGUCGUAAAUCGACGCCGUCUAACGAAGAGCUCGUGACUCUCUGCUCGGAAUUUCUUAACGGAGGGACUGACACGACGGGGACGGCGAUCGAGUGGGGAAUCGCGCAGUUGAUAGCCAAUCCGGAGAUUCAAUCUCGUCUCUACGAUGAGAUCAAAUCGGUCGCCGGCGAUCGGAGAAUCGAGGAGAGAGACGUGGAUAAAAUGGUCUUUUUACAAGCUUUUGUUAAAGAGCUUCUUCGGAAACAUCCACCGACUUAUUUUUCACUGACGCACGCCGUGAUGGAGACGACGAAGCUCGCCGGAUACGAUAUUCCGGCAGGCGUAAACGUCGAGGUUUAUAUUCCGGGUAUUAAUGAGGAUCCGAAUAUUUGGGUUAACCCGAAGAAGUUUGAUCCGGACCGGUUUAUGCUGGGUAAGGAAAAUGCUGAUAUAACCGGGAUUAGUGGAGUGAAGAUGAUUCCGUUUGGUGUUGGACGUAGGAUUUGUCCAGGGCUUGCAAUGGCGACCGUACACGUGUACUUGAUGCUUGCGAGGAUGGUUCAAGAGUUUGAGUGGUGUGCUUAUCCACCGGGAAGUGAGAUUGAUUUCGCCGGCAAAUUGGAGUUUACGGUGGUGAUGAAGAAUCCGUUGAGAGCUAUGGUUAAAUCUAGGGUUGGAAAUACUCAGCCAGUCCCAAAGAAGAUCAAGUUCGAUGAAGACUACGGUUCGAUGCCGAUUUCGGAAGCUCGAUUCCAACUCAGUGAUCUCUAA